CCCCAAAGAAGUAGAUGUAGCGGAACUGUUGGAAGUUUAGAUGUUUAGUACUCGUGAUCUACGGAAUCAUUUUAGUGUAACUCUACGAUGGCCUCUCCGAAGAAAACAUGUGUGCAGUUGUGUGGGGACGAUGUAGAGCCUCAGUUUGAGGACAUUCACCGGAGUGAUUCUGAAGGACGGAGCAAUGAUGAAAUGUCAGAUGAUGGAGGAGAAAAUGACAGAGAUGGUGAAGAUGAGGAGGAAGAGGGUGAGGAAGGAGAUGAUAGUAAUGCCAACGCUGGAUGGGCGCAGGCCAUGGCAAAGAUUCUGGGCAAGAAGACCCCUGAAAGCAAAAUCAGCAUUCUGGUGAAGAACAAAGAGCUGGACAAAAUGAAGGACAGACAGAGAGAGGAACAGCUGGAGAGGAAGAAAGAGGUUGACAAGAGGCGAGCAUGGGAGAUGAUGUACAGGGAGAAACCUGACAUAGUGAUGGACCGUGAAACUGAAAAGGCUCUACAGAGAAUUGCUACCAGAGGGGUGGUUCAGCUAUUCAAUGCUGUAAGGAAACACCAGAAAACAAUGGAUGACAAGGUGAAAGAAGUCGGUGGCUUAGAGAGAAAGAAGGCCAGGAUUCUUUCUUCUGUCUCUAAGAAAGACUUCAUCGAUGUGCUGAGGAGGACAGCAGGGGGUGAGGGACAGACCAGCAAGAUUGAAAAGGACACUGCUGCUUCAGCAGAGGAGAAGCCCAUCUGGGGCGUCCUCAGAGAUGACUUCAUGAUUGGAGCCACUAUGAAAGACUGGGACAAAGAGAGUGACAGAGAGGAGGUUGAUGCUGAUCCACCCACAGGAGAGGGCCUGGAGGAAAGUGAUUCAGACUGACACUAUCCAUACUGACUGAAGGGACUGUGUAGAGACAGUCUGGGGAUACAGGAAGAGAAGCCCUGAGCAGUACAGAAGAGCCUCAUACGCCUGCAUCUCAAAAUGUUUUUACAUCAUGUCACACUGUGACAUUAUUGCUGAAUAUAUUGUACAAAAAUGUCACACUUUAGUGAUUCUAAAUCUUUGUAUACUCUAAAGUGAAAAUAAAUAUGUUGAAACAAUA
This is a messenger RNA of Monopterus albus (swamp eel), 1081 nucleotides long. RefSeq names its product ribosomal RNA processing 15 homolog (gene rrp15). Bases 88 to 858 code for a protein of 256 amino acids. The transcript is spliced from 5 exons. NCBI's taxonomy places the organism in Eukaryota, Metazoa, Chordata, Actinopteri, Synbranchiformes, Synbranchidae. Gene Ontology annotation, biological process: maturation of 5.8S rRNA; maturation of LSU-rRNA. The record is from RefSeq and is a predicted model, not a curated record. Gene Ontology annotation, cellular component: preribosome, large subunit precursor.